This is a messenger RNA of Aspergillus saccharolyticus JOP 1030-1, 1107 nucleotides long. Its product is annotated as alpha/beta fold hydrolase. The record is from RefSeq and is a predicted model, not a curated record. The transcript has 4 exons. The coding region runs from base 1 to 1107 and encodes 368 amino acids. NCBI's taxonomy places the organism in Eukaryota, Fungi, Ascomycota, Eurotiomycetes, Eurotiales, Aspergillaceae.
AUGACUAAUACGAGGAACUUGUCCGAGUUCACUGCGCAGAAACGCUUCCACCAGCGAUUCGUUCUACCCGCAACGGAAGAUCAUGGCCCGAUUGCGGUCACAUAUGCAGAUGUUGGGCCGCGUCAGAAUGAAGAUGGAUCCCCAGUGCCGGUCAUUCUGGCCGUGCCUGGGAUGGCGGGCAGCCGACUGUGGCUAUACCACCAAGAUCACUUGGCGAAUGUGAUUGGAGUUCGAUUACUCUCAAUUGAUCGUCCUGGGAUAGGCGGAUCCACGCCCGUACCUGUCGAAAAGCGAGUCUCUAUCUGGCUGGAAACGGUCACAGCACUACUGGACCACUUGUCGGUCCCGCAUGUGGUGCCUAUAUCACACAGUGCAGGUACGAUCUACCUGCUGAAUCUACUUGCAUGCAGGAGGGACCUGCUAUGGCCACGGAAACCAAUCGCAAUGCUGCUUGCCCCAUGGGUUGAACCCAAGCAUUCCGAUGUAUUGUCCAUGCAGAUGGCUCGGAUGCUCCCCACAGGGAUGUUGAAUCAAUGGAACAAGCUCAUUCAAUUCUCCUUGACCAAGAUAGCACCGACCUUUGGUGCCAGUGCCGGGAUCCUAGCGAAUUUGUCUUCCAGCUUGCCCAGCAUGGGAAAAGGUCCGAUUUCUGAAGGAACGGACCCGUGCCUUGCCACCUACGGAAUGUCGGCAGAAGCUGUGGAGACCCUAGAGAAGAUCACUCUGGAGUAUAUGUUCAAAGAGAACUCCACAGGGAUCAAUGAUGAGGCGAUAGUCUGCCUGAAGAAAGGCACGUCAGGACUGUGGGGCGCUUGUGAGGAUCUCCCGGCAUAUGUCCGGCAUAUGGUGCAGGCCGGGCGAGACCGUACGCAACAGCAUCCACAGGAGGAACCUCUACGGCUCAAAGGUGUUUUCGCAGAGAAAGAUGGUAUGAUCGGAUAUAAGGGACAGCAGUACUUCGAGCAGUGCUUCACGCGUGACAAUUUGGGAGGGGUGGUUUCUUUUGAAUCGGUCGUCAUACCGGGAACCGAGCACGAUUCAGUCUGGUCAACGCGGACUGGAGUAUUGGAGAAACUCCUGUGGGAGAUUAAAAAAAUGGCGCAAUGA